Arabidopsis thaliana (thale cress) is the source of this 618-nucleotide messenger RNA. Its product is annotated as long chain acyl-CoA synthetase. The record is from RefSeq and is marked reviewed. The transcript is spliced from 3 exons. Bases 1 to 393 code for a protein of 130 amino acids. Lineage: Eukaryota; Viridiplantae; Streptophyta; Magnoliopsida; Brassicales; Brassicaceae.
AUGAAACUUCAACAUAUCUUCAUUUCAACGAUUUUGUUUAAUAAUCUAAAUAUACGAUUACGUAUUUUCACUAUUUCGGAAAUAUGCAAUAUAUAUGUUCAAUCAUCCUUCAAAGGAAAACAUAAGAGAGAAAGAGAAAAUGAAGUGUUUUUGUCGUCUGCAGGUCCGGUGUACCGGAAUCUUUUGUCGGAGAAAGGUUUUCCUCCUCGAGAUUCUGAUAUCAUCACUACUUGGGACAUUUUCAGUAAAUCUGUGGAAAAAUUUCCUGAUAACAAGAUGCUUGGAUGGCGUCAAAUUGUGGAUGAGAAGGUUGGACCGUAUAUGUGGAAAACGUACAAGGAAGUAUACGAAGAAGUUCUCUUGAUCGGCUCAGCGCUACGAGCUGGAGAGUGAUUCGUAUGCGUUUAGUAUAUUAGGUUACCUCAAGACUUUGUGACAGAUUGUAUGAAGGAUUCUCUGUGAUACCAAAUGGGAAACUGGUUAUGGCCUUUGGCCUGGUGAACUUAAUUACUUAGUUGGUUAUUAGGAAAAUCUGAGAUUGUGUGUUUUCAAGCUCAUAUUGAAGUUUGAAUUUGCUUUGACUACUAGUGUUAGCAUUCAGAUGGUUGAGAAAAUUAC